UGAAGUCAGGUUUAAACACUGACUUCUGUCCCUCAGUGCUUCAUACUUCCCUGUGCUGCUGCAAAUCACCAUGGAAGGCUCAAGAUGGAGGGAACAGGGCCUGGGUGGCUUGUGCCUUCCUCCCACAAAGAUCACAAAAUGCUCCCGGCGCUUACUUCCGACGCAUCCAAGGAGUUCUGCAACAACAGAAGGGGAAACAAGGCUUCACAGUCCUCAUCUUUCACUGACAGGAAUAACAGUGCUACGCAGCUCUUAAAUGCAGGAGCUCCUGCGGAUGAAAGUCUGCUUUUAGGACAGGCCCCGCAGAGCCAGGCUGCGGCACGGCAGGGAGAAGCCCAGCACAUCUACACGGUGGCGUUUACCUACUCGCUCGCGCCGUGGCUGCCACGCAGCCUAUCUGGGCGGCCGGCUGGCACAGCCCGCGGUCACCGGAGCGAUGCCGAAGAGCAAACUCCGGGUCCCUCUCCGGGCGAGGGGCGCGCUGCGGGCCGGCUCCGGGCGGGCAGCUCUCCCUCCUCGGCGGCGGCGGGUGUGCUCCGCUCUGCGGCCAGCGGCGGGCAGCGUCCAUUGCAGCUCGGCGGGUCCGCGUCCGGAGUCCAGGGGCUCCGGCAGCCAGCGGGGAACCAGCCCCCGCUCCCCUAAACACCGCUGGCCAGGUGCGUUUAUUGCUCAUCCCGUCCUCUUCCCACAAAUCCACCGUCUGCGGCCGCCGAGCGCCAGCGGCAGCCCGGCCGGCCCCCGAGUCACCACCGAUCGCUCUCCCCUCUCGCUCUCUCUCUCUCUCUCUCUUUCCCUCUCGUUUCAAGCUCUCCCCGAGGAGGAAACAGCACGGCGGGGCCGCUCGUCCUGCAUUUCACCGCCCGGGAGCCGCUGCUGCCGCCGCCGCCGGAGCGCUCAAAACAAAGCGGAGAACAGUCACUUUCCACACUGUUCCCUUCCCUCCCCGCGCCGAGUAACACGGCUGGCUAGGGGAGCUCGCCUAGCAGGGAUGAAAACCAAGGGGGGGCGAAGGCAGCAGAACCCACCCACCCAGCCCGCCCGGAGCCCCCCGGCUGCUCCCCGUUCCCGGCGCAUCCCGGCGCACCUGACAGCCCGCCGCGCGCGCUGUAUUUCCCUCCCUUAGCGACAGGGGAGGCGCGCGCCGGCCGCGGCCCCGCCAUUGGCGGAGCGCAGCGGCGCGGAGCAGCCAUUGGCUGCGGCGGCGACCAAUGGGGUGCACUGUAUCCGGGCGGCAGCGGCUGCGGAGCUAUUUAAAUCCUGCCCGGUGAUGUCAGCGCGGGCCGCGCGGGGGGAGCGGUGGCGCCCGCGCCUGUCAGGCCGCGUUAGGAGCAGCGCGGCCGCCCCCUCCCUCCCUGAGCGGGGCGGGAGAGCCCGGCAGGGCCCGGCGCACCUGCACGGCCGGCCCCGCCUCACGGGACCCGCAGCGCCCCGCUGCCCUCCCCGCUGAGGUGCCGCGGUGUCGCUCCUGGAGGGUGCGGGUUAAUCCCGGAGUGCCGGGUACGCUCUCUGCGCGAGUGUCGCGCUAAGCCCUCGCUCGCGGAGAAAGCAGAAGGGCAACUCUUGGCGCUGAAAACACUUCUGCCAGUUGUUCGGGGGGAGGUACCCUCACUUUACUGCAUCCGCACGCUGUGGCCUCGGUGACACUGAGCCGAGGGGCUCAGUGUCACCGAGGACAUUAAGGGGCUGGAGCGUGUCCAGAGAAGGGCAAUGAAGCUGGUGAAGGGUCUGGAGCACAAGUCCUGUGAGCAGCAGCUGAGGGAGCUGGGGGUGUUUAGCCCCGAGAAAAGGAGGCUCAGGGAGGCCUUACUGCUCUCUACAGCCACCCGAAAGGAGGGUGUGGGCAAAUAGGGUCUGUCUCCUCCCAGGCAACCAGUGGCAAGACAGGAGGACACAGCCUCAAGCUGUGCCUGGGGAGGUUCAGACAGAAUGAUGAAUUUCUUCACAGAAAUGGUGAUUAGACUUUGAAAUGGACUGCCAAGGGACAUGGUGGAACCAGUGCCCCUGGAAUUGUGAUAAUUGUGAUGGGAACUUACCCAUGAUGUUCCCGAAGUGCGGGCAGCUUACUUUUCACAAAGGUGUGUCCCCCGUGAUGUGAACACACAGCUGCAGCAUUUUCUCAGUUUGCAGAUGGAUGUGUGCUGUGACCAUAGUUUUUUGGCCCAUAUAAUUACAGGCAUUUUGGUUGCCCAAAAAUCUGUGUUAGCUACAUGGCUGCAGAAGGAGUUAUGUUGAGGUGACAUGUGAAAGUGGUUCCCUAAGAGCAAUUCUGUGGUAUGGUUAAGGUAAACACAGAGGAAGUCACUGAAUAUUGUUGAUGCCAAAUAUUUGUCAUGAGGACACUAGGAUCAAAAGCCAGGAGGAAGGAGGCUGUCCCUGAAAUCGUGUUUGUUUCUUUGCCGUGGCAGGGUAUGGCAACAGAGGUAGGGGACAGCAGAAGGCUGAUCAUGGCGGUGGCUUCUGUUAGGUUAGGGGUGGCAUAUCAUAACUUGGGGUCCUCAAGAUGAAUCUGAUCGUUUAAGGACAUUCUUCCACUGAGAGUCAGAUGGAAGAAUGCAAGAACCUCUUUCAGGAACUGACUCCAUGUGCCUUUUCAGUCCCAUUGGUAUUUCCUUGUUUUCCCUAUUUGGGAGGCUGCUUGGAAUAAAGAUUAACUCACUCC
Zonotrichia leucophrys gambelii is the source of this 2659-nucleotide messenger RNA. RefSeq lists its product as uncharacterized. Lineage: Eukaryota; Metazoa; Chordata; Aves; Passeriformes; Passerellidae. The record is from RefSeq and is a predicted model, not a curated record. The transcript has 3 exons. Bases 85 to 642 code for a protein of 185 amino acids.